CACUUCUCCGUUGAGAGAGCGGAGUCUCAGACAGUCGGUUAGUCGCGCGGUACAGUUAGAAACACCGGCAGCCGUGCAAGCGCGCGCACAACGGAAGUACCACUUUCCCGGAGCAGGUUCGUGUUACCGGAGAAGCCGAGUUUCCGGCGCUGUUUGGAGGAAUGCACGUGUAAGACAAACAAAAACAAACCAAGCCAGCCAGCGCGAGCUCUUCAUUAGUGUAAUUACUCUAGAGGAGAACCGGGAGGAAUCCCGCCGCGCGCGCUGCUGCUGCGGGGAGUUUGCGUUUGUUUAACGCGCGAGCGUGUGGAGUACCGGCUCACCCGGGGACCGACGCGGUAACCUGACGUCAUCACCGGGGUUUGUUUCAUCCCCAGCGGAGCGGAGAAAGUCAGCGUCCCGCUACACCACCGCGCUCCACACGGAACGGACACACCAUGCCGCUCGCGCAGCUCGCAGAGCCCUGGCCCAAAAUGGAGCUGGUGCAGCUGGAGGCGGAGAAUGGACAAAGCACAGCUGAAGAUGGAGUCACUCCAGGGGUCAAGAAAGUGUGUGACAUCACGUGGGUGGAGAAGGACUUUGCCAGUAUUAAAAAGAAGGAAGAUGAUGUCAUCAAAGAGAUCAACAUCACACACGUGGUCAAGGAGGGCUCGGAGAAGGCGGACCCCUCGCAGUUCGAGCUGCUCAAGGUGCUGGGACAGGGCUCCUUCGGAAAGGUGUUUCUGGUGCGGAAGGUGACCCCACCUGACAAUAAUCAGCUCUAUGCCAUGAAGGUUCUCAAGAAGGCAACACUUAAAGUGCGUGAUCGUGUCCGGACUAAAAUGGAACGAAACAUUCUCGCAGAAGUCAACCACCCGUUUGUAGUCAAACUGCACUAUGCCUUUCAGACGGAGGGGAAGUUGUACUUGAUUCUGGAUUUUCUGCGGGGAGGUGAUCUCUUCACCAGACUGUCAAAAGAGGUUAUGUUCACAGAAGAAGAUGUGAAGUUCUAUCUGGCAGAACUGGCUCUGGGUCUGGAUCACCUGCACGGCCUUGGCAUCAUCUACAGAGAUCUCAAACCUGAAAACAUCCUGCUAGAUGAAGAAGGGCACAUCAAACUCACAGAUUUCGGCUUGUGUAAGGAGUCCAUAGACCAUGAGAAGAAGGCCUACUCAUUCUGUGGGACAGUGGAGUACAUGGCUCCUGAGGUGGUGAACAGGCAGGGCCACAUCCACAGCGCCGACUGGUGGUCGUUCGGGGUACUAAUGUUUGAGAUGCUCACAGGAUCUCUGCCGUUCCAAGGCAAGGACCGUAAGGAAACGAUGAACCUCAUCCUGAAGGCACGGUUAGGAAUGCCCCAGUUUCUAAGUGCGGAAGCUCAGAGUUUGUUGAGAGCAUUGUUCAAGAGGAACCCCACCAACAGACUAGGCUCUGGGCCAGACGGUGCUGAGGAAAUCAAACGUCACUGCUUCUUCUCAACCAUUGACUGGAAUAAACUCUUUCGUCAGGAGAUCAAGCCACCAUUUAAACCAGCCGUGGCUCGACCUGACGACACUUUCUACUUUGACUCAGAGUUCACUUCCCGCACCCCUAAAGACUCCCCUGGUAUUCCCCCGAGUGCUGGAGCUCAUCAGCUCUUCCGUGGCUUCAGUUUUAUAGCCACAACGCUGCUAGAGGAAGAGGGCACAGAAGAGUCAGCUCAGGCCCCUCCCCAUCCUGUGGUUCAGCAGCUGCAUGGUAAGAGCACUGUGUUCAGCGAUGGCUACGUACUAAAGGAGGAUAUCGGGAUGGGGUCUUUCUCUGUGUGCAAGCGCUGCAUCCAUAAAGCCACCAACACGGAAUAUGCAGUCAAGGUCAUCGAUAAAACAAACACCGAUCCUACAGAAGAGAUUGAGAUUCUGUUACGGUACGGCCAACAUCCCAACAUCAUCACACUCAAAGACGUGUACGAUAACGGGAAGCUGGUUUUCAUGGUGACUGAGCUGAUGCGAGGCGGUGAGCUGCUUGAUCGAAUCCUCAAGCAGAAGUUCUUUUCCGAGAGAGAAGCCAGUGCCGUGCUGUACACCAUCACCAAGACCGUGGAGUAUCUGCACACUCAGGGGGUAGUACACCGAGACCUGAAGCCCAGUAACAUUCUGUAUGUCGAUGAAUCUGGAAAUCCAGAGUCUCUGCGGAUCUGUGACUUCGGUUUCGCUAAACAGCUCCGUGCAGACAACGGCCUCCUGAUGACGCCCUGCUACACGGCUAACUUUGUUGCUCCUGAGGUGCUGAAGAGGCAGGGUUAUGAUGAGGCGUGUGACAUUUGGAGUUUGGGAGUGUUACUGUACACCAUGUUAGCAGGAUUCACUCCUUUUGCUAAUGGUCCAGAGGACACGCCUGAGGAGAUCCUGGGGAGGAUAGGAAACGGACAUUUCACCCUGACCGGGGGCAACUGGGACGCGGUGUCUGACACAGCCAAGGAUCUGGUGUCGAAGAUGCUGCAUGUGGACCCUCAUCAGAGACUAACAGCUCGGCAGGUGCUCAAACACCCCUGGAUUGUGCAGAGAGAUCAGCUACCCAACAGCCAGCUGCAGCACCAGGACGCCAAGCUCGUCAAGGGAGCGAUGGCUGCCACCUACUCAGCCCUGAAGAGUUCCCAGCCAACCCCUGAACUCAAACCUAUUGAGUCCUCAUUUCUCGCCCAAAGACGUGUGAAAAAGCUGCCCUCCACCUCUCUGUAGACACAGAGAGCCCGACGGGGAGAGGACGAGAGCACCACUGAAGUGAACAAAAGCAGUACUGUAUGAACGCCGCUCUGUGUGGACUGAAACCGCUCUCUUCACCUCGCACCUGCCAGCCGCAGGCUCACGGAGCUUAGACAAGCUGUCAAUCAGAGCAGACAGUGGAUGAGAUUGGCAGAUGGAGAAUGGAAUGCUGGGAUUUCAGUGUUCCAUCGUGUGUGUGUGUGUGUGUGUGUGUGUGUGUGUGUGUGCCAGAAAGCGUUACAGGCUCCUAUUCGGAAGCGGUCGAUAUCGGCGGCCUGUUUUGUGGUCCUGCUGUUCUGUUUCUUUCAUUUCUGUUUAUUCGUCUAUGAUGUGGGUUUUUUCCCGUUCGCUUGCUUUGUUUAUCGUAAAUGAUGAAAUCAGUUUGAUCACGACUCUGAGUCUGGAACACACAGACUAUAUACAGACUGGGAAUGUUUGCAAGCUUUUUUUUUUUUUUCCCCUUUAAGACAACUCCAUUGCUAUGGCUAUAAAAGCAUGAGAGUUGAGACUCUGACCAAGUGCAUUGUGGGUACAGGGGGUAGUUUUUCAUGGCUGCUGAUGUGUAAAAUGCUGUCGUUGCUUCACCAUGCUGCACAUUGCUUUGUGACGCACUUUUGCACAAGGUCCAGGCUGUUCCAGCGUGUUUUCUUGCCCCAGCGUGUUUUUUUUUUUUUAAUAAUUGUGUGAGAACAGGAUGAUGAUGAUGAAGUAAAUCUCCCAAGCCUGGCGCUCUGUAGUGGCAUGUUAAAGUCUUGUAUUUUUCAACACCGUGAUUUUUCUGGAUAUUGACUGCCGUCGUCUGUGUUUUCACUGUUGGUUGGUUAUGAUUCUGUUUUGUUCAUUCUGUCAAAGAAAAGUAAAAUGAUUUUAUAAAAAGCAUGUUGAGCACAACUGAGAAAAGUGACGAGCCAGAGAAGUGACUGCAAGCCUUUGUAUUUGUUUUUUUUUUCUUUUAAAUGAUCUAUUGGAAAAAAUAAAAAUGAUCUCGUGUUCAGAUGCCAGUCGUAAAAAGAUUGGGAUGGAUUUGGUAAUUUGCCGUCACACGCUUGUGAAAUAGACUCAAGUAUCUGAAUCUCAAAUGAGCUGCAAAGCUGCAAUGACGGUCGGGGGGGAGAUAAAUGAAUAAUGUUCCCAACUUCUCCCACCUCGAAAUGUACUGUAGACACCCACAGGCAUAAACACAAUGACUUUAGGAAGGACAUGCAUGCUGUCAGAGUAUUUUUGACACAAACAUUUUCAAAAUCAUCAUCUGCCAAGUGCUACAGCAUCAACAGUCUGAAAACAAUCUGAACCGAAACAGGUUUAUCUGUUGUUUUAGACGGGCAGGAGGUAGAGAUUUCUCAUUUCACACAUACAGUACCAGUCAAAAAUUUGGACACGCCUUCUAAUUCAAUAAUAAUGUUUUUGUUUUGUUUUGUUUUUUUUAAAUUAAGUCACUUCAUGUCUUAAAGUAAUGACGGAUGUCGUUUCUCUUUACUUAGUUGUUCCUUUCCUGACAUAAUAUGGAUAUCAUAAUAUGGAGCAGAGAUCAGUUGUGGAUGGAAUAGGGCUAUUUUAUUAUUUGUAUUUUUAUUAUUUACUAUUUGAUCUCAAAUGCAUUAAGAAGGCAAGAAAUUGCACUAAUUAAUUUUUGACAAGAGAAUAUUCCAAAUACAGAAAAACCUACGAAUGAGAUGAGUAGGGGUGUACAAACUUUUGAUUGGUACUGUAUUUGAUGCACUUUUUUGGGAGAAGUAUUAAAUUAGGUCCUGUAGAUUUCUUUAACCCCCCUCCCCACCCCACCAAAAAAAUAGGUGAAGAUUGAAAAUGAAUCAUUUAGAAGUGAUUCAAUGUGAAAUGUUAUGUACUGAAUCAUCAUUAGCAAUUGAAAUUUGAAAAAUGUAAAUAAUGAAUCACUAUAAAGUUGGUUCAGCUUAAUUAUCAAACCUAAUCAAACCUAAAUUAUUCCCUCAUGAGCCUCUUACAAAUAGCUGUUUGCUUUUCAUAUUGAUUCACUUAUCACAAAAUGACUCAACUGAUCCAAUGAAUCAUUUGCAAAAGACUUGAGUAGAUACUGAAUCUGUGGUCAUUAUACUUAAAUGAAAGGUGUGUGUGUGUGUGUGUGAGAGAGAGAGAGAGACGGAGCAGUGUGUGACGGCUGAUGCUGUUUCAGGGCAGAGUAACUAUGUGAAGCACCUUUGUACUGUAUAUGUUGUUAAAGUAGAUUAUAUAUAUAUAUAUUUCUUUCCUGUAUUCAGAAGAGAUUUGGUUUCUGAAGUUUGGUCUAAAACUUCUUUGCGUCUAUAUGCUUCAGAGAUUUGACCUUAUGUGGCACUUGCUUUCUUAGUUUCUUCUGUUAUUUAAAAAAAAAAAGAUAAUGUCUUUACUUUCGGAAUGGUGAUGUGUUUGAUGUGGGCUGCUGAAAUGGGUUGCAACACAGAUCCUGGGGGAUGUAAGGUGCUUUUGCGUGCGUGUGCACGCGCGCAUACACAUGUUUCUGGGAUGUCCGUCUUCUAACUUGUAUGUUCUUGUUCUCUGAAGCUCCAGAGUCCGGUCUGUGUUCAGGUCCUGAUGCCUUUCUUAUUAAACUCAGUUUUUCUGCCCUCCA
This is a messenger RNA of Neoarius graeffei (lesser salmon catfish), 5310 nucleotides long. RefSeq names its product ribosomal protein S6 kinase a, polypeptide 1 (gene rps6ka1). The record is from RefSeq and is a predicted model, not a curated record. Gene Ontology annotation, biological process: protein phosphorylation; intracellular signal transduction; positive regulation of DNA-templated transcription. The transcript has 23 exons. Bases 438 to 2699 code for a protein of 753 amino acids. Gene Ontology annotation, molecular function: ATP binding; magnesium ion binding; ribosomal protein S6 kinase activity. NCBI's taxonomy places the organism in Eukaryota, Metazoa, Chordata, Actinopteri, Siluriformes, Ariidae.